AUGCAAGCGUUAAAAUGUGUUGUCGUCGGCGAUGGUGCCGUAGGUAAAACAUGUUUGUUAAUAUCAUAUACAACGAAUACAUUUCCGGGUGAAUAUAUUCCAACAGUGUUCGAUAACUACUCUGCGAAUGUUAUGGUGGAUGGAAAACCGAUCAAUCUCGGUUUGUGGGAUACGGCUGGCCAAGAAGACUACGAUCGACUCCGUCCAUUAUCUUAUCCGCAAACGGAUGUUUUUAUCAUUUGCUUUUCUCUUGUAAGCCCUGCUUCAUUCGAAAACGUUCGAGCUAAAUGGUACCCAGAAGUGAAUCACCAUUGUCCACAAACACCCAUCAUUCUCGUUGGUACUAAACUCGACUUACGUGAUGAUAAAAAUAUGAUCGACAAACUUCGAGAGAAGAAACUAUCACCCAUAUCAACGUUGCAAGGCGAAUCCAUGCGUAAAGAAAUAGGUGCUGUAAAAUAUCUCGAAUGUUCGGCAUUAACACAAAAAGGUCUAAAGACAGUGUUCGACGAAGCAAUACGUGCACAUUUAUGUCCGAAACCUAAAGCAAAAAAGAAAGGAUGUACUCUUCUUUAA
This is a messenger RNA of Adineta ricciae, 576 nucleotides long. The record is from the annotation of a GenBank genome assembly. Lineage: Eukaryota; Metazoa; Rotifera; Eurotatoria; Adinetida; Adinetidae.